UGAUCCCUCGUCACCACUCCUUCCUUCCCAUCGCCGGAAUCGAAAACCACCUCCCCUUUUCCCCUUCCCUUCCUCUCCAAUCCAUCCGCCAUUGCUUCCAUUCCAUCGAUCCGCAUUGCGUCGCUUCAAUCCGUGGAGGAGGGGGAACUAGGAAGGCGUUGCGAGUGAGCUGAGGCCUGAGGAGGGGCAGCCGCCCCGCCGGCGAUGGACCCGUGCCCGUUCGUGCGGGUGCUGGUCGGCAACCUGGCGGUCAAGAUGCCGGCGGCGGCCCCGCGCGGCGGGGGCACCGGCGGUUCCAGCUCCGGCGCCGGGGUGCACCCGACAACCGCGCCCUGCUACUGCCGGAUCCGCCUCAACAAGCUCCCCUACCAGACGGCCUCGGCCCCGCUGCUGCCGCCCGCCGAGGAGGGGCCCGCGUCCUGCACGGGCGCAUUCGCCGCGGCCUUCCACGUCUCCAAGGCCGACCUCGACCGUGCCGCCGCGAAGCCCGCGCUCUUCGGGGCGCGCCGCACCGCGCGGCUCAAGGUGGCGGUGUACGCGGGGAGGAGGGGGUCCACGUGCGGGGUCAGCUCGGGGAGAUUGCUAGGGAAGGUGGUGGUGCCGCUGGACCUCAGGGCCGCUGCCGCCAAGCCCGUCGUGUUCCAUAGCGGGUGGGUCGCCAUCGGGAAGCGCCGCGCAGGCCGCAAGCCGGCGGCGGCGGGGGCGGCAUUCGGCGGCGCUGCUGCCGGCCACGCGCAGCUGAACCUGACCGUGCGCGCGGAACCCGACCCGAGGUUCGUGUUUGAGUUCGACGGCGAGCCGGAGUGCAGCCCACAGGUGCUCCAGGUGCAGGGCCGGAUGAGGCAGCCCAUGUUCACCUGCAAAUUCUCCUGCCGCAGCAACAGCGACCUCCGCUCAAGGUCGGUGCAGUCUGAUCCGGGGAACGGCGGGCGCAACUGGCUGGCCAAGUUCGGGUCGGAGCGGGAGCGCGCGGGGAAGGAGCGAAAGGGGUGGUCGGUGACGGUGCACGACCUGUCGGGCUCGCCGGUGGCGCUGGCCUCGAUGGUGACUCCCUUCGUCGCCUCCCCCGGGACCGACCGCGUGAGCCGCUCCAACCCGGGCGGCUGGCUCAUCCUCCGCCCCGUCGACGGGACCUGGACGCCGUGGGGCCGCCUCGAGUGCUGGCGCGAGCGCGGCGGUGCCGGCGCAGGCGGCGACUCCCUCGGCUACCGCUUCGAGCUCGUCCCGGACCACACCAACUCCGGCGUGGGCGUGUGCGUGGCCGAGUCCGGCGUCCCGGUCUCCAAGGGCGGGCGGUUCGCCAUCGACCUGACGGCGGCGCAGCCGUUCGGCCGGAGCGGGUCCCCCGGCUGCAGCCCCCGCGGCAGCGGCGACUUCGGGCACGGGCUCUGGCCGUUCGGGAGCUUCCGCGGGUUCGUGAUGUCGGCCGCCGUGCAGGGGGAGGGGCGGUGCAGCAAGCCCACGGUGGAGGUGGGCGUGGCCCACGUCGGGUGCGCCGAGGACGCCGCCGCGUUCGUGGCGCUGGCGGCCGCCGUCGACCUGAGCAUGGACGCGUGCCGGCUCUUCUCGUGCAAGCUCCGUAGGGAGCUGUCGGCGUCCCGCGCCGAGCUGCUGCGGUGAGCUGGGAAUGGUGGCGGCAUUGCCGGAAUUGGAAGGAACUGUACAGCAGCAGCAGUGGUAGUGUUGUGGAGAGGAUGGUGGCGAGGGGAAGGGGACUGAGGGAGAUGAGGGGUGGUUCGUUUGUGAUCUCGCCUGGUCGCGAAAGUUUUGGCGCGGCGAUCGGGUGAGCUUUUGUUCUUGUGUUUUUGGUCGCGGAGCGGAGGUGAUCACUUCUCGUGAUUCUUGGAUCGUUUUUGUGAUUUGAGAGUAGAGGUGUUGUUGUUGUUGGUCUUCUAGGUGCUUUUUAAAGUCUAGAAGCAAUCAAAUUGAAGCAGUAGCAGCAGUAGAGGGAGUGACGAGCGAAGCUGUGUCGGUGUUUAUGCGCUAUGAAUUUUGAACGCUGGUGCUGCUACCGAAGUGGUAGCAAGAUGUGUUUGUGUGUGGAAUGGAAACAAGACUUUGUCAUCAGUUUCUUCUUCUGUA
Messenger RNA from Setaria italica (foxtail millet), 2082 nucleotides. RefSeq lists its product as uncharacterized. The transcript has 2 exons. The coding region runs from base 205 to 1620 and encodes 471 amino acids. The record is from RefSeq and is a predicted model, not a curated record. Lineage: Eukaryota; Viridiplantae; Streptophyta; Magnoliopsida; Poales; Poaceae.